AUGUCUCUGUCCAGGCUUGUCUCUGUUGUCUCAGCCCUCGCGGCUCUUGGUCUGGCGACCCCGACGGGACAAGGAUGGUCGCCGCAUGGAAACUAUCCACCGCCGCCGCCGUCGCCGCCGUCGCCGCCUUCUCCUCCUGCUUCUACAUCAGCGACGACGACCUCGUCAACAUCACCUGCGCCAGCGUCCUCUGCGCCAGCAUCCUGCUCCGGAUACUUUGAGCCCUUGGCUCCGCCUUUCCUGAAUGAUCUGGCGCAAGCAGCUGGCAAGCUGUGGUUUGGCAGCGCGACCGACCAACCUGGAACUGGCGAGGAUACCAACAUCCUCUAUCAAGAGAUCUUGAAUGAUACGCACAUCUUCGGCCAGAUCACCCCGGCCAAUGCGAUGAAAUUCGAGCUGAGUGAACCGGGGCCAGGCGUCUUCAACUUCACGGGCGGAGACAUUGAUGUGGCAAUUGCGCAAGACCACGGGAAAUAUCUGAGAUGUCAUAACCUGGUCUGGGUCAGCCAGGUCAGCGAAUGGGUCUUGAACGGGACCUGGACCGCAGAUACACUUACAGCUGUUAUGCAAAACCACAUCCAGACCAUGAUCUCCCAUUUUGGAGGCGCCUGUUACUCGUGGGACGUUGUCAACGAAGCCCUUGCUGCCAAUGGGUCUUUUUCUGAAAGUAUCUGGUACGAUGUGAUCGGUCCGGAGUACUUCUUCCUGGCGUAUCAAUUUGCCCAGGAGGCCGUGGACUCCCUCCCAGCCGGUACACGCAAGCCGAAGCUGUACUAUAACGAUUACGGGAUCGAGUCCGGCAACAAGUCAGUGGCUGUGCUGGGUCUGAUACAGCAGUUGAAUAGUCGGGGCCUCCACCUCGACGGCGUCGGGCUCGAGAGCCACUUCGUCGUCGGCGAGACGCCCUCGCUUGAGGACCAGAUCGCCACAAAACAGGCCUACAUUGCCGCGGGCGUUGAGGUGGCAAUCACCGAACUCGACAUCCGUUUUCCGCAGGCCAACCUCACAAACGCCACGGCCUUUGCCCUCCAAGCAGAAGAGUACUACAACUCAACGGCAAGCUGUGUUCAGGUGGACGGGUGCGUCGGGAUCACGGUUUGGGACUUUGACGACCAAUACAGUUGGAUCCCUUCGAGCUUUCCAGGGCAGGGGUUGGCCGACCUCUACAAUGCUGACUUCACGGUAAGCAAUGCUCCCCCUCCAUAA
Fonsecaea multimorphosa CBS 102226 is the source of this 1206-nucleotide messenger RNA. RefSeq lists its product as uncharacterized. Gene Ontology annotation, biological process: carbohydrate metabolic process. Lineage: Eukaryota; Fungi; Ascomycota; Eurotiomycetes; Chaetothyriales; Herpotrichiellaceae. The transcript has 5 exons. Gene Ontology annotation, molecular function: hydrolase activity, hydrolyzing O-glycosyl compounds. The record is from RefSeq and is a predicted model, not a curated record. Bases 1 to 1206 code for a protein of 401 amino acids.